AUGGACGCUUAUCUGGAGCACUUCGUCACUCAUGUCGGUGGUUGUGGAACCUUCCAGUGGCUCCUGGGAGCCGUCAUAUACCUCAUCAAUAUGGCUUCCAUGUUUAGAUCCCAAACGUUCGGAAAUUCUACCACAGAGCUAGCGUACACCACUACAACAUACACGUCAUCUUACUUCUGGAACAACACCACUGUCUCUGCCGAGGUCACACGCCAUGCAGACGAUGACAGGGACGUUUGUGACGUGGCAAAGUCCUGCCAGAACAUCACAUUCAACCCGGAGGCAUCAACGCUCAUCUCUGAGUGGGGUCUCAUCUGUGACAAGUCCUGGUACGUUUCUGUUGUCAUUUCCGUGCAGAUGGCCGGCCUGGCUUUAGGAGCUUUCUCCGGCGGUUAUCUCAGCAAUAGGUUCGGCAGGAAGGCUGUGCUCUAUUCUUUGGUCGCUUUGUGCGGUGUCACGAAUUUCAUUUCCGUGUUCUCAACGUCCAUAGUCAUGUUCGGAGCCAUUCGAUUCUUCAUCGGUCUCAGCGUUGGUGGAAUGUUGUGUAUCUGUCAGGUGUACCCCAUGGAGUUUGUCACGGCCAAGUGGCGGCCGUUUAUUGCCGGCUUUCCUGCUUCCUCUACAGCGAACAUCGCCCUCGGCGUUCUCAUGUUACUCACCAAGGACUGGAGAUAUAUUCAUCUGGCCACGGCACUCGUUUCUGCUCUGGGGUUUUUGACCAUUUUCUGGAUGCCGGAAAGCAUGAGGUGGCUGGCAGUUCAGAACAAAAUCGCCCAAGCAUAUGCAGUGGGUCGUAAGAUUUGUAAAUACAACAGAAGACCUCCACCAGAAGAACCAAUGGAGUUCCUAGCAGAAACAGAAGUGGUAAAACGGACAGAUGGACCAGGAAUCAGAGAACUAUUUGGACGGCGAUUCUUUAUGAAAACUGUUUUUGGGUUCACCAUAUUUUUUACUUUAUCUUUGGUUUACUAUUCCAUCGGUUUUGGAGUUAAGGUUUUAUUUGGGAACUUCUAUGUCAAUUUCAUCUUAUUUGCAGUUUUCACAAUCCCACCCUUUCCUUUCGUUCCAAUAAUUGGGAACAGAUUCGGCAGACGCAAAUCGACAGCUUCCUAUUUUUGCGCGGCGUGUGUUAUUUCGACUGUUUUAUUCCUUCUUCACUUUACUGUGGGGUUGGAGACCUUGGGCAUGGGUGUGACCAUAACUUCACUGGCUAUCGUGACCACGAUGGAACUCGCCUGGAGCACCAUGAUCGCCUUCACCUCUGAGCUCUUCCCGACCUAUAUCCGCGCCCUGGGUUCAGGAGUGGUGUUCACUGGUGCGCGUGCCGGCGGCAUCGUGUCUCCCUAUCUGAUCCCGGACAACCCUGAGUCUCUGUACGUGGCCUACAUAGUGAUCGCCGCCUGUACCGCUGUCUGCUCCGCGCUGACCCUUGGGCUUCCUGAGACGAGACACAGGCAACUUGGCGACACGCCGGACGGGGAACUGACCGGUCCAGUGGACACAGACGGACAGACGGAAAAACUGACCGUUGUACUGGACAAUGAUGGACGGAAAAACUGACCGAUCUACAGGGCACAGACGGACAGACGGAAAAACUGACCGUUCUACUGGACAUAGACAGACGGAAAAACUGACAUUUCUUCUGGACAUAGACGGACGAAAAAACUGACCCUUCUAUUGGACACAUACAGACAGACGGAAAAACUGACCGUUCUACUGGACACAGACAGACAGACGGAAAAACUGAUCGUUGUACUGGACAAUGAUGGACGAAAGAACUGACCAUUCUCCUGGACACAGAUGGAAGGACGGAAAAGCUGUCCGGUCAACUGGACGCAGACGGACGGAAAAAUUGACCGUUGUACUGGACACAGACGGACGGACGGAAAAGCAUACUGUUCUAUUGGACCCAAACGGACAGAAAAACUGACCGUUCUACUGGACACAGACGACCUGACGACACGGUGAACGAAAAAACUGACCAUUCGGCUGGGCACACAUAAUAAUUUAACAUCAAAAUUAGACAAAAAAGACGUCGGGCAGUCAGUGUCACUGGUAAUUCCCCUUUCUUCACUCAGGUCUGAGAGCAAGAACAAUUUAGGAAGGACAGCCAAAACUGAGACUCGAUACAGAUAAUGUGUAAAGCGCCCACUCUCGCACAACACGAGGUACUUAUAUUUAUUGUUUACUGAAUGAUUGAUAUAUUAAUUUAUAUAGCAAGGCAUCGUGGUGAAAUCAGGCGCUUGUCAAAAUAACAAAAUUGGAGAUACAACCAUUUUCCUACCAGUUUCGCAAUUUUAAUCAUUUUAAAAAAUUGUUUGUUCAACCACUUUAUG
Molecule: messenger RNA, 2336 nt
Organism: Aplysia californica (California sea hare)
Lineage: Eukaryota; Metazoa; Mollusca; Gastropoda; Aplysiida; Aplysiidae
Product: solute carrier family 22 member 7-like
Exons: 2
Coding region: 1-1560 (519 amino acids)
Biological process (GO): transmembrane transport
Cellular component (GO): membrane
Molecular function (GO): transmembrane transporter activity
Source: RefSeq, a predicted model, not a curated record